UAAAAGACAAGAGUUCUACAAACAGCAGUGUGUGAUGUGGCUACUUCAUCCAUCGCAGGGUUCAGCCAGUUUCUUAGUGUUAUUUUUAUAAUGUCACAGGAUGGAAGCAGACAAUUAGAAAGCAGGUUAUGUUUCUCUGCUUUUCCCACUGCCCAGCUCAGUGCCCUGUUUGCUGAAUUGGAUCUGAAAUGAUGAAAGAGAUCUCCAAGGACCAGGAGAGCCUGGAAUACAGGCUGGACUGUGCUCCUGAUCUGCGGUGUGAGAAGAAAACAGGUUUAGUGCCUGUUUGCCAAAUUUGUGAGACGUGUGUCUUGUCUUGGAGGGUCUUCUAUACCAAAGAGUGGUUCCUGCGGGCCAGCAAUGUCACCCAAAGGAAGUUCCUGGUGGGGAUCGUGAAGCGAUUCAACAGCCUGGAUUUGCUAAACUAUGCUGAGAAAGUCCUGCAGACCUCCCACGGGAAGGAUUUCACUUUCAGCCGGUCCCGAGUCACCCCCAGCCUCAAAGAAGACAUGACCACGUCCGCUUCUGACCGGGCUUUGAAUAUCGUAACUCUAGAGAAAGCCAUGUCGGAGACCUGGAAGUGGUUCAAAAACAGUUCCUACUGGACUAAAGCAAACUACACUCUGCUCUUGCUUCAGAUGUGUAACCCUAAGUUACUGUUUAUAGCUGCUAACCUAGUCAGAGUCCUCCUGGUCAGAGAGCAGAGUGCCAGCUCAAAAAGAGAAACAGAGGACGAGGAAGACAAAAUCACAGUGGCCUUCACUGAGACCCAAAGCAGCUUCAAGCUACAGGAACGCACGAAAUCCCAGGUGCAAUUGCAACCCACGUCUCAAUCCUUCCUGACUUCUUCCACAGCCCUAGAAAGUGGGGUCUCAUCAGAAGGAACCAGCCAGUUUAGUGAAAUAGGCAUAGGUGUCCAAGGACAGAUACCGUGCUUCUGGCCCAGAGACCUGGCGCACAUGUAUAGUGAGAGAGCUGCAUCGGCGGAUGAUGAUAUAUCCUCCAUGUCUUCAAUCGACCCAGCCCCCACUGUUGUCCCUGCAGCUUUCCAGUCAGCCUCCAGCCUGAACAAGUACAAGGACUUCAUCCGCUGCCUGCCGACCCAUCUGUCCAAGUAUAUCCUGGGGUUUCUGGAUACAAAGAGCCUGAACAGGUGCAUUUCUGUGAGCCAGCACUGGGCUUUCCUGGCCAGAGAGGUCAAGCAGGAACAUCUGUCGCAUAGCCUAGUCCUGGAAGAGAUUGUGUACUUGCAGGGGUCAUGUCCUAGGGGAGUCAUUCCCAGCUAUGCUAAAAUGACCAACGUUGUAAUUCCAAGGAUAACUAAAGAAGGGGACAUCAUCCCAGCAAGAGGUCGCAGAUGGAAACGCAGAGGAAAGGAGGAGAACAACCUACAGGCGGCUUAUCAUGGCCAGAUGACUGAAACUGUCCAGCUGGAGGAGAGAAACAUCUUCUGCGGCUCCUACAACGUUCGUGUCCUUACAGACCAGUCAGAUCCACACAGGGUAAUCCACUACAGUGGUGGGAACUUGCUUGCCAUUGGCUCAGUGGACCGCAAAGUCAGGUUCCUUGAUGUGUUGGAGCUGAAGGAAGUGCCGCCUGUGAUCAGUGGCCAUGCUGGGAGCAUCAAGGCAGUGUUCCUCAAUGAGAAGAAAGGGUUCGUGCUGAGCGCCAGCUUUGAUCUCAGCAUCCGAUGCUGGAAUAUAUUCACUGGGGUUUGUGUGAAGAUCCUUAACGGUCACUCAGGGACCAUCACCUGCCUGGACGUGUAUAAAAACAGGGUUGUGUCAGGAGCAAGAGACUGCAUGGUCAAAGUGUGGGAUUUAAGCACCGGGCGAUGCAUCAAAACUUUAAAACACAAAGAUGCCAUUUGGACAGUUAAAAUCAACAACACCCACAUUGUGAGUGGUUGCGAAAAAGGGUUGGUGAAAGUGUGGCACGUUGAUACAUGCAUGUUGAUCAAGACCUUAGAAGGGCACCAAGGCCCAGUAAAAUGCCUGGCCUUUGAUCAAUGGCAUCUAGUGACAGGAAGCUCUGAUGGAUUUGUCUUGGGAUGGAGCAUGGUGGGAAAACAUAAGCGAUGUCUAAUGGCUUUCAGGCAUCCACAGCAGAGAUGGACCUGCUUCACUCACCAUCCAAGAACCUUGUUACUUCAAUCUUCUCAUGUAGGAAUAAGGAAUGUGCUUAUGCUCCGGUGUUUUGUUUUCAGGGAAGUCCUGAAUCUGGCAUUUCUGUAUCUCCGAGUCAUCAGUGCCUGCGCUGAUGGAAAAAUACGUAUAUUUAACUUCCUGACUGGGACCUGCCUGAAGGUGAUGAGGGCCAAUAGCAGAGGUGACCCUGUGGUGUCCUUCUGCAUUGUAGAAAAUAGGAUGGUGAUCAAUGCUCUGAGCAGCGUACUGAUGUUCCAGUUUGAGGAUGUAGAAUGGGACUACACGCUACAGGCUGACCGAGAGGAAGUAACAAAGGAUAAGGAAAAGCACAAAGAAAUCAGGGUCAGCAUGCAGCCUUAUCCAUAUGUUCGUGCUCAGCACAUGAAAAGGGAUGUAGCCAGCCCCAAGAAGAUAUAUUAUUCCGAGGAGAAACCAGAUGAGGACCAGAUAAUGUUGGCAUACCUGAUUCGCCGUGGGUCAGCGAGGGGUUCCGGGACACCUUCAGGUCUCCGUUAUGAAUUUGUGAAGGCACCUGCUCACCGGUCAAAUCAGACUUUGCAAAGGAGCAUGGGUUGCCUUGAUAUAAAGCCGGACCAGAAGAAAAAGUUUGCUCUUCCUGGGAGACGACAGGUCUAUAGCAGUGAUUCAGAUGACUCAGGUCGAACAUACGGUGCAACAACACCACAAAGCUUGUCAGAGUCUGAUAGUGAAUCUGGCUACGACUCUCCGGUCCAUGCAUCUUCACUUGCUGAAAACGCAGAGGCCGCUUUACAGCGUAUAAAGAAACGAAGCCCGCACUGUCCCAUUUCUCCUGACCAGAUUCUCCUGACUGUUAGCACGCUGCAGCACGCCUACAAGUCAGACCAAGUCAGCUCCAAUAUGAUACACCAUGCCAAAAUCAGAGAUGUCUGGGGACCUCGGCUGCGCCCCCAGGAACGCCCCAAAAAGAUGUUGUCAUACAAAAUCCCUAAGCAAGAGAAAAAGGAUCAGUCAACCCAACUCAGACACAUUAAAUCUGCCAGUGGCUCUCUGAGUAUGAAAAGAAUUUCCACACCCUUUGAAACCAAAAGACUGCAGCUCAACUUGAAGAAUUCUUUGCAUGGGUCUGCAGUGCACUCUUUCAUUCCUGCUCCCGUGAUUGUACGCUCCAAGUCAUGCUGCAGCUUGCCAGAAGAGAAGAAGGUUCAUACUGGCCAUGGCAGAGCCACUUCCCUAUCUGAGGGUGGGGCUCAGUUGAUUGGCCACUUAACGAGCUCAUCUGAAUCCAUCAAAUUGACACGCAUGAUGAUCGCACAAACUAAAAUUGAAGGAGGACCCCGGAGAGAAAGUCCCCUCUUCUUACAAACCGCAAAUCCUUACCGGAUCAACAGCGGGUUCAGGCUUCUGACAGUGAAGCAGAUGAAAAUGUAUGAAGAAGCUACAGCUGUUGAGUAUCAAGCUCACCAAACAAAACGUAUAGCAGACCAACAAAAAGAGUGCAGGAAGGCCUGGUUAAAGAAAAUUAAAGGCCUCCCCAUCGACAAUUUCACCAAGGAGGGAAAAAUAGCUGCCCCCGAACUUGGGCUUAAUGUGUAUGUCUGAGCGUAGCUCCUUAAGGCACACUACCAGCUCUUUUAAAGAAAUAAAUGCAAACAAAUAGAUGGGAUUUGGGGCUUCUUGGGUUGCUCAAAUUGUUUGAUUCAGCUGUGGUCCCUACUUGAGGAUACCAUCUCAUGGCCUUCAAUGUUCUGUUGUGGGAGGGAUUAUAUAAGGAACACUGCAUGACUCUUCAAGAAAAUAUUAUUGACUUAGUUAAAUAGUCCUCACAGCAGCCUAUGAGAUUAUUAUUCAGCUGGGCCUAGUGUUACAGUAGACUGAUUUAAAUGUGAUCAUCAGCAUCUCCUCUUGUGAUCACCACAUAGUGCUAUGCUUGCAAGUUUUCCUCGUGAGGCCUCAGACAAGCUCCAAGAGGCUGAUCAUCUGAUCUAUGUUUUGAGCAAGGGGUGCCUGACCCUUGCAAUCCUGGGGGCAAUUCACCAGGUGUCUGAGCCACAUCAAAUGUGCAUAUUUAUUAUACAAAAUAAAGGUAC
This is a messenger RNA of Mauremys reevesii (Reeves's turtle), 4216 nucleotides long. It is a transcript of the gene FBXW10B, whose product is annotated as CMT1A duplicated region transcript 1. Gene Ontology annotation, molecular function: protein binding. The transcript has 14 exons. The record is from RefSeq and is a predicted model, not a curated record. Bases 189 to 3728 code for a protein of 1179 amino acids. Lineage: Eukaryota; Metazoa; Chordata; Testudines; Geoemydidae.